Messenger RNA from Leptopilina heterotoma, 2586 nucleotides. RefSeq names its product RNA polymerase II-associated protein 3-like (gene spag). Bases 273 to 2453 code for a protein of 726 amino acids. The transcript has 8 exons. The record is from RefSeq and is a predicted model, not a curated record. Lineage: Eukaryota; Metazoa; Arthropoda; Insecta; Hymenoptera; Figitidae. Gene Ontology annotation, molecular function: protein binding.
UGCUACCGGCUUUUAAUGAUCAAACGAACAGAAAUUUUUGCUUAUAUUUCACGACGUUUUCGUAUUAAAAAUAUUAUAUUUCAGCAUUUCAGUGAUUGUUUUACAAUAAUAAUUAGAUAAAUAAUAAUUCUAUAAAGUGUUCAUAAACCGUUUAUUUAGUGUCACAAUAAAUAUGAAAUAAUUCUGUUAUAUUUCGAUCGGAAAAUACCACACAAAAAUAGUGUAACAUAACCUAUAAAAGUCGAAUUAGAAGUGCGCAAAUAAAAUAAAUAAUGAAUCAAGAAAAAACAUCAUUUUUAUUACAAAAACAAGUUCGCGAUAAUUCUGAAGAUUUACAAAAAGAAUUAUUGGAUUUAAAAAAUUGGGAAAAAGAAAUGAAGCGUAAAGAGGAGGAAUUAUUAAAUUCUAAUAGUGAGAAGAUCAGAGAUCUGCCUCCUAUUAGAAAUAACAAGAAGAAGAAAAUAAUUGAAACUUCACCUCCGAUUCCAAGUACAAGUAAAGCAUCAGUUCCUGAACGCAUUAAAUCAUUUGAUUACGAUUCCUGGAAUCAAUUUGAUGCGGAUGCAGCCUGCAGGAAAAUGGACGAAGAAAGUAAUAGUGACGAAGAGACUGAAAAUAUAAUUGAGAGCGCAGGGAAAAAGCACUCUGAAGCUGUAAAAUUCAAAGUUCAGGGCAAUAAUUUCUUCCAAAAGAAACAAUAUGAUUUGGCUAUUAAUAGUUACAAUGAAGCAAUCAAAAUCUAUCCUUUUGAUGAAAUAUUCUAUGCCAAUCGUGCCUUGUGUUACUUAAAACAAUCAAAUUUCUAUUCGGCCGAAGCAGAUUGUACAGCAGCUUUACAAAUAGAUGACAAUUACGUGAAAGCUUAUCAUAGACGAGCUUUGGCUCGAAUCGAAUUAGAAGAUUACGAUGCAGCUAAAAAGGAUAUCGAACGAGUAUUAAAUUUGGAGCCGUCCAAUAAAGAAGCAAUGGCAAUGCUUAAAAAUGUUAAUAAAAAACUGGAAAAAUAUCAACCACUCAAGAUUUCCGAAGUAUUUGACGAUACACCAAUUGAGAAGAAAAUUGGCGAAAAAAUGUGUAAAUCAUCAUCGAAAUUAACGAAAGAAUCAAAAGUCAAUAAGCAAUCGACGCAAAAUUUGAAAACACAAAAAUCAACUAAAUUAAAAAUAACGGAAAUUUCCGAUGAAACGAACAACGAAAAAGACGAAGGUGAAAAAUUGAAAAAUACAAAAUCCGAUAAAUUAAGUAUCGAAAUUCUUGAACAACAACCAAUUGUGAAAAAUUUACCCGAUUGGUUACCGAAAUUGGAGGAAAAUUACAGUAUUGUUGAACCUAUCGAAUUGCCUCCUCAUCAACGAUCAAAGGAACCAAUGAAGAAAAUAGUUAUUAAAAAAGUUCAUUUUGGAGAAGAUAUUUUACCAAAAUAUGACAAUGAAACUAAAUGUGACGAUAUUAAAAAUAUCGCCAGCAAAGAGAAAAAGAAUACUAAAAUUAAAGAAAUUAAUGUCGUCACUAAUUUAGAAAAGAGUCCCAAGAAAACCAAAAAAGAAGAAAGUAAAAUUGAAGAAAUUAAUGUCGUCACUAAUUUAGAAAAGAGUCCCAAGAAAACAAAAAAAGAAGAAAGUAAAAUUGAAGAAAUUAAUGUCGUCACUAAUUUAGAAAAGAGUCCCAAGAAAACAAAAAAAGAAGAAAGUAAAAUUGAAGAAAUUAAUGUCGUCACUAAUUUAGAAAAGAGUUCCAAGAAAACAAAAAAAGAAGAAAGUAAAAUUGAAGAAAUUAAUGUCGUCACUAAUUUAGAAAAGAGUCCCAAGAAAACAAAAAAAGAAGAAAGUAAAAUUGAAGAAAUUAAUGUCGUCACUAAUUUAGAAAAGAGUCCCAAGAAAACAAAAAAAGAAGAAAGUAAAAUUGAAGAAAUUAAUGUCGUCACUAAUUUAGAAAAGAGUCCCAGGAAAACAAAAAAAGAAAAAAUUAAAAUUGAAAUCGAACAAAUUAACGAUUUUACUAAAACAAAUAAUGCCGAGAAUGAUGUGAUAAAUAAACCAAAGACUCUACUAAUAGAAAAUGUAAGAAACAAAAAUUUUCCGCCACCUCCAAAAACAGCUGUUCAAUUUUUCACCGAAUGGAAGAGAAAUAAAUCCCCGGAAUUCAGAGCUUUUUAUCUAAAACAAAUUCGACCGAACACGAUACCGACAUUAUUCAAAGACUCAAUGGAGUCGAGUGUUCUCGAAGAAAUUAUUACGAUAAUAAGAGAUAAAUUUACUUCAACUGAGUUAAAUAUUUUCAUCAUUUUCGAGUAUUUGGAUGAAUUGAGCAAUAUUAAGAGGUUCAGAUCCCUUAUUAUGUUUAUUGAAAGAAAAACUAAAGAAGUUUUGAGAGAGUUACUCGAGCACUGUAAAAAAUUUGAGGAUAAAUCAGAGCAAGAAAUUGACAGACUUCGUGAAAAAUACGAGUUGUGAUUAAAAUGAAAAUAAGAAAAAAAAAUGUUUUUUUUAACUAUUUUGUAUUAAAUACGUUUCAGUAAUGUUUAAGUUUCCAAAGGUGAUAAAAAGAGUCGUUCCUCUCUAGAAUAUAUCUUUUUUGUAUUAAAAA